AUGGCCAUUGGUGCCGGAGUAGGCGCUUCUGUAGGCGGCGGUGGAGGUAUGGCCAUUGGCGCCGGAGAAGGAGAUUCUAUGGGUGCUGGAGAAGGCGGCGCUUCUAUGGGUGCCGGAGAAGGCGAUUCUAUGGGUGCCGGAGUAGGAGCUUCUAUGGGUGCCGGAGAAGGCGCUUCUAUGGGCGCCGGAGAAGGCUCUUCUAUGGGCGCCGGAGAAGGAGCUUCUAUGGGUGGCGGAGUAGGCGCUUCUAUGGGUGAGGGAGAAGGCGUUUCCAUUGGUGCCGGAGUAGGCGCUUCUAUGGGUGCUGGAGAAGGCGCUUCUAUAGGUGGCGUAGGAAUGUUCAUUGGUGACGGAGAAGGAGCUUCUAGAGGUGCCGGAGGAGGAGCUUCUAAUGUUGGCGGUGGAGGUGGUGAUUUGUGUUUGUGUGGAUGUGGUGGUGGCUUAUGUUUAUGUUUGUGUUUGUGUGGAUGCGGAGGUGGUGGUGGUGGUGAUUCGUAUUCAGGGGAAGGCGGUGGUGGACAAUAUAUUUUGUAG
Messenger RNA from Salvia splendens (bonfire salvia), 534 nucleotides. RefSeq names its product glycine-rich cell wall structural protein-like. The record is from RefSeq and is a predicted model, not a curated record. Lineage: Eukaryota; Viridiplantae; Streptophyta; Magnoliopsida; Lamiales; Lamiaceae. The transcript has a single exon. Bases 1 to 534 code for a protein of 177 amino acids.